AGUCGCAGUCAUUCCUCUCAACACUAGAAUCAUUUUCUCAAAUUUCUUAAUCUCGUCAGAAAUCCCGCACAGUUGUCUUGAAAAAUCUUCCUAAAUGGCUCUUUAUCAGCUCACUUCAAUGCCUUCAGUCACUUUCAAAAGAUUGCCACCUACAAGCCGAUUCGUAGACUUUGGUUCAUCCAGGAACUUCGCUGUUCCUAGUGGUAGAUUAGUUUUCCAAUGUAUGGCUGCCACCAGAACGUCUGAUGAAAAUAUUACUAGGCGAUCAGCCAAUUACCAACCGUCCAUCUGGCCCUUUGACUUUGUUCAAUCACUUGGGAGUAACUAUAGGAGAGAACCCUUUGCCAAACGAGUCGAAAAACUGAAGAAAGAAGUGAGGCUGAUGCUGCAUACCGCGGUGGAUUCUGUACAUCAAUUGGAGCUCAUUGAUGACUUGCAAAGACUUGGAGUAUCUUAUCACUUUGAGAAUGAAAUAAGGAGAAUUCUGAAUGCGAUAUACAACAAUAAUAUCGACAAUUAUAAGCAAAAGCAAGAAAGUUUAUAUGCCGUAGCUCUUGAAUUUAGACUCUUAAGACAACAUGGUUAUGAUGUACCUACAGAAAUUUUCAAUAAUUUCAGGGAUAAGAAGGGAAACUUCGUGAAAGAUUGCAAAGGAAUUUUAUCUUUGUACGAAGCUGCAUUUCUUUUGAAAGAUGAAGAGAAUGUGAUCUUCCACGAUGUUAGAGGUUUUACAACCUCAUAUCUUAAGGAAUAUGUGAGGGAUAACAAAGAUCAAUAUCUUGCCACACUAGUGAGCCAUGCAUUGGAGCUUCCACUGAAUUGGAGGAUGCUAAGAUUGGAGGCCAGGUGGUUCAUAGAUGUAUACGAGGCAAGACCUGACAUGAAAAAUAUCUUGCUUGAGCUUGCGAAACUGGAUUACAACAUGGUACAAGCAACACAUCAAGACGAUCUAAAAUAUUCAUCAAGGUGGUGGAAGAAUACGGGUCUUGGAGAGAAAUUAAGUUUUGCAAGGGACAGGUUGAUGGAGAAUUUCUUAUGGACUGUGGGGGUGAUAUUCAAACCUGAGUUUGGAUAUUGUAGGAGGAUGUCCACAAAGGUCAAUGCUUUAAUUACAACAAUUGAUGAUGUCUAUGACGUCUAUGGUACCUUGGAUGAACUUGAGCUCUUUACAGAUGUUGUUGAAAGAUGGGACAUCAAAGCAAUGGAGCAACUUCCACAAUACAUGAAGAUAUGUUUUCUUGCUCUUUAUAAUGCCAUAAACGAAAUGGGUUUUGACGCUCUCAAAGAACAAGGAGUUAACAUUAUUCCUUACCUAACGAAAGCGUGGGCAGAUAUAUGUAAAUGUUAUUUAUUGGAGGCAAAGUGGUACCAUAGUGAAUACAUCCCUUUCCUUGCAGAAUACAUUGACAAUGCAUGGAUUUCUAUAUCUGCUCCUGUAAUUCUAGUGCAUGCUUAUUUUUUCGUUACAAAUCCAAUAACAAAUGAGGCCUUAGAAUCCUUGGAAGAAUAUAGCAAUAUAAUUCGUUGGUCAGCAAUAAUAUUACGACUUGCAGACGACUUGGGAACAUCAUCCGACGAGUUGAAGAGAGGAGAUGUUGCAAAAUCUAUCCAAUGUUACAUGCAUGAAACUGGAGCAUCUGAAGAAGACGCUCGUGAACACAUACAAGAAAUGAUUACUGAAAUAUGGAUGAAGAUGAAUAGAGAACGGCUUGAAAAUCCUCACUUGUCGAACACUACUUUUAUUGAAAUUGCAAUGAAUCUCGCCCGGAUGGCUCAAUGCAUGUACCAACAUGGGGAUGGACAUGGUAUCCAAGAUCGCGAGACUAAAGAUCGCGUAUUAUCAUUACUUGUUAAUCCCAUCGCACAUAUGUAGGGAGAUGGUCACAAGUAGUGAUUAGAGUUUUUCUCUUUCUUUUUUUAAAUGAAUUGCCAAUAAUU
Pistacia vera is the source of this 1938-nucleotide messenger RNA. RefSeq names its product terpene synthase 10-like. The record is from RefSeq and is a predicted model, not a curated record. The transcript is spliced from 7 exons. Gene Ontology annotation, molecular function: magnesium ion binding; terpene synthase activity. Bases 95 to 1873 code for a protein of 592 amino acids. Lineage: Eukaryota; Viridiplantae; Streptophyta; Magnoliopsida; Sapindales; Anacardiaceae. Gene Ontology annotation, biological process: diterpenoid biosynthetic process.